AUGAAAUCGCAAUAAUCUAGCAAAUAACAAAUCAAACCAAUUACUUAGCCAUUUCAGCCUAAAAUUGAGCAAGUGAAAAUAGAGGCUAUUGUUCCAAGACUGACUAAUCAAGAGAAACUCAAACAAAUGAUAGAAAAAUAAAGUCAAGACAUAUCAAAUAGGAGAGAUGUAACGUAUGUUGUUAAGAAAUUAAAAGCAAAGUUUAAGAAGUAACAACUUGAAGAGCAACUACUUCAUAUAACUAUGAGCUAAAAUGCUAUUUCCAAAAAGGAAUAUGAUUAAAAGCUCUAAUUAAUAAAAGAACAAUAAGAAAUCAUUGAGGAACUAUUAGAGCAAGACAACUUACUCAAAUAAAAGCUUGGAAUUGUUUCACAUUUGAAGACUAUUGAAAACUAUCAUGACAGGGCUAACAAUGAGAAUAAAUCCGAAACUGUCAAGAAAGAAAAGAAGGCCAAGUCUUUCAUUAAGAGAAUUCACAUUGAAAAAUAGCAAAGAGAGCAGUAAAUGCAAAAGCUGUAGCAAGAUUAGCAGUAGAAGCUUGAAAAAGAGGAGAAAAAGCGAUAGAAAAUGGAAGAGGAAAAAUAAAAGGAAAUAGAGCUGGAGACAAAGGUCAAGAAGUAAGAACUAAAGCAAAAGAUUUAAAAGUAGACUGAGGAUAGAAUUAAGUUCAAAGAAGAGACAGAAAAAGCUAUUAAAGUAGUUAAGAAGUAAAAGCCAGUCUACUUAGUGAUUGAAGAGAAGUACAAAACUGAGGUUGAGAUACCCGAGUUAGAGGAGAAGAAGUAAAAGCUGAAGGAAUUGAGAGACAUGUUCUAGCCAAUCAAAGAUUUGAAGAUUAAUAAACACACUAAAAAGUAUGAGGCAACAAGAAAACAAAUGGAGACUGAAAUAAAGAAGCAAAGAAAUUUAUCGAUGAAGUCACUUCAAGAGCAUAUGUCUAGAUUGAAAUAUUAGCCUCAUCUAUCAGAUGAAUUUGAUGAAAUGAGAAAAUAAAUUGAUGAGCAACAUAGGAUUAAGGAGUAAAGGGAAAGGAUACAUGAAAAGGUUAGUAAUUAUGCCAAGUUUGUUAAGGAAGUUUACUGGCCUAAAGUAAGCGAUGACAAGAGAAAUGAAUUAGAUUAGAUGAAAGAGAGAAUAAAGACUCAGAAGCUCCAAAGAAGUGCUUCUUGGUCUUAGAAAGUUAAGUAGAAUCAUCAUUAUAUUCCUCCAGGUGGCAGAAAUACAGAGCUAGGCAGAUAUGGAAUGCAUGAUACUAUGGAAUUAACUGGAGAUACUCGUAAUCAUAGGACGCUUGGAGGCAGCAAUAGUGUCCUAGAAGUAAGAUCCCCAAACCAAAUUAAGUCAGCAAAAUCUAAGUGGGGAGGUGGUAAGAACAAUAACAUGUCUCUAGAUACUCUCAUUCUGCACCCAACUUAAAAUAAUUAUAAUUCUGAAUCUCUGAAAAAUCUAGGCAAGUCAAAGGACUAUCUGAAGGAUUAAAGAAUAUAGAGAGAUCUAGAUGAACUGGAGGGUAAGAAAAAGAAGUAGAUUGGGAAUGAUAAAAUGUGGAAUAACUUUUUGAGUGAUUAAACUAUCAGUGAGUACAAAAAGAUUGAAGAUAUUAGGAGAGUUGCUGAGAUGCUUGAGUCCAAGGCAAAGAUGAAUGAAUAGUAUGCAAGAAAUACAGCUGAUAAGCACAACUCAACUAUCAAUAUUGAGAAAAGUAUUGCAGCAAAUGAAAAAUAUCUGGAAGCUAUAAAGGUCAAACUUAAGGUUUUAGAUCACCUAUGA
This is a messenger RNA of Stylonychia lemnae, 1770 nucleotides long. The record is from the annotation of a GenBank genome assembly. Lineage: Eukaryota; Ciliophora; Spirotrichea; Sporadotrichida; Oxytrichidae.